AUGCACAUGAUCGACUCCAUCUUUUGUUGCCUCGCUGGCCGAAGCGCCUCCGCGCCUACCGAGGCGAUUGCCAACGAAAAGGCAGUCAUCACUCAACAGCCGGUUCCCUACUCGGACGAUGCGGCAGAUCAAUUCGUCAACAUCCUUCAAACACACAGUGGUUCCCGCGAUGAGCUUCACCGACGAUUGAACGAAGUCGUGUCUGCCAACGGCUGGACCGAGAGCCUGGCCGAGGCGAUCCUCCAAAAGAUUGAGAAACUCAUCAAAGAGGGCGUCAAGAUGGCACAACCCAUGGCAGACGCGAUCAAGAAGGCGACCGAUACCGCUCUCGAGUUCGCAAAGGAGCACCCCGUCUAUGCUGCCCUCAUAGCGGCGGGCACUAUCAUCGCCAUUGGCGUACUGGUCAUCUUCGACUUGGCUUGGGUAUUGAAUGCCCUGGGUUUCGCGGCGAAGGGGCCCCGUCUCGGUAGUUUUGCAGCCCGUUGGAUGAGCCAGAUUGGCAAUGUGCCCAAGGGCUCCAUUUACUCAUUCCUUCAAAGGCUGGGAAUGGUGUUGAAGUAG
Molecule: messenger RNA, 561 nt
Organism: Fusarium falciforme
Lineage: Eukaryota; Fungi; Ascomycota; Sordariomycetes; Hypocreales; Nectriaceae
Exons: 2
Coding region: 1-561 (186 amino acids)
Cellular component (GO): membrane
Source: RefSeq, a predicted model, not a curated record